AGUCCUGCAAGAAUGCGCGCCCUGCCGACCCUGGACUCGCUUGCCAGAGUGCGACCGCCUCUCGGGGACCCUAGGGCAGCAGAGGACACUCUCACCGCGCCGCCAGCGAACAAGAGCGCUGUGGAGAGACUGGCAGCUGACCGCGCCAAGUAUGUUCGCAGCACGCUGGGAUCUAGCCGGGGUCCUGUAUCCGAACACAGGGUCCCUGAGGCCACAGGGGUGCAGCACCGCAACCCGAUCCCUUCCGCUAUUGCCCCAACUCCUGUAGCCCGCAGGGCUCUCGCUCGAAAGCCUCUGAGACCUGAUUCAUUGGUCAUCUAUCGGCAGAAAUGUGAAUUCGUACGAGGGUCAGAUGCAGACUGUUCCAGAGUGGGACUGAUGAAGAAGUUUUUCCAGGGGUCUAGCAAGGACAAAAUGGCAGUGGCCCCUGAGACGACCGGGGUGGCGGCUGAGGAUAAGACGAAGGAAACAGAGGCCACUUGGACUAAGUCGAGCAAGGCAGCAGCUGCUAGACCAGCCUCUAUGUUACCUCCUCCAGCCCCUGUAGUAGCCGUGAAGUCCCCAGCAUUGCCUUUUGAAGUGGCUCCCAAGGUUCCCGUCGGAAGCUCCGGAGUGGAGCUGCGGAUGUCUCGUAGCAAAGGAUUGCAGCGCUCUCAGUCAGAUCUCAGCUCCCGCUACUCGAUAGCCAGGGCUGAGUCUGACACCUUCUUCCAGUAUUGUGGCCUGGACCCUGAUGUAGUGGAGGCUCUCGGGAGGGAGAACUUCUCUGCUGGAUCCGACUGUGUUACACUCAAAGUGCGUAGCGUGAGCAUGGCUACUUCUGAUAGUAGCUUCUCCAGGCACAGCGAGGACGGAUUGCAAGAAGAGGAGCUCCUGGAGCAGGUGCCUAGCACCACCUCCGUAGUAGAAAGGAAUGCCCGUAUCAUAAAGUGGCUGUUUACCUGCAAGAAGGCCAAAGAAACCCCCAGCCAGAAGUUACAGGGACCUGCCUGAUUGACAUCUGAUCCAGGAAGCAAGCUUCCCCGGUGAUGAACGGACCCUUAAAUUGUAGGCGUCUGAGGUUCCAGAGCCAUGUGUUUGGUAUAUCCCAACAAUACCUAAUUGCUGCUGUCC
Molecule: messenger RNA, 1113 nt
Organism: Grammomys surdaster
Lineage: Eukaryota; Metazoa; Chordata; Mammalia; Rodentia; Muridae
Gene: Fam110c
Product: family with sequence similarity 110 member C
Exons: 2
Coding region: 13-993 (326 amino acids)
Biological process (GO): regulation of cell projection assembly; positive regulation of cell migration
Cellular component (GO): cell cortex
Molecular function (GO): alpha-tubulin binding
Source: RefSeq, a predicted model, not a curated record